Molecule: messenger RNA, 1053 nt
Organism: Cercopithifilaria johnstoni
Lineage: Eukaryota; Metazoa; Nematoda; Chromadorea; Rhabditida; Onchocercidae
Source: the annotation of a GenBank genome assembly
AUGGACGCUAGCAAUGUAGUUGCGGGAUCGCAUUAUUUAGAAGAUCUGGAAGGACCGCCUGUAAGUCAACCACUACUGAUUUCGGCUGGUUAUGAUCAGUGUGUUAAAUUUUGGGAUAUUGCAAGAGGUGAGGCACGAGAAAAUUUCAUGCAGAAAGACUCGCAAAUUAAUGCGAUGAAUAUUUCUCCAAAUGGCUUGUAUCUGGCGAUUGCUGGAUGGCAACACGUCCGUAUCUAUCAUUUGGGGGUAUCUCCCCCUACAAUGGCAGCUUCAUGUGAUUCAGGAAACAAAAAUGUGACAGUGGUUGGCUCCGAUGACCGUUGCAAAUUUUUUUACACUGCUGGUGAAGAUGGUCUUGUAAAAACCUGGGAUUUCCGUACUUCUUUACACUGCCAAAGUAGUUUUCAAGUCAACGCUGCAGUGAAUUGUGUUGUUACUCACCCAUAUCAAUCGAUUUUAAUUAUAUCAGACGUUUCGGGAGCAUUGUAUUUUUGGGAUGUGGGAAAUGAAGUUAGCGAUAUUUUUUCGAACUUAAAUCUCGACGUAUUUGAACAUAUCACUUGUGUUGAUAUCAAUAGAGCUGCUGACACACUUAUCGGAGUAACAAAUAGAGGAAAAGUCAUAGUAUGGUCUGUAUCAACAUUAUCUGAACUCGGUAUUAUAUCCACCACUGGCUUAACACUGCAGCAAAAAUCAAAAAUUGCUGCUCAUUCAAAAUAUGCUUUGAAAUGUCGCUUUUCGCCUGAUUAUAAGUAUUUUGCGACGACGGGUGCUGAUGGUUAUGUACAUCUAUGGGAUGUUACAAAUGUCACAAAACCCGCAAAGUCCCUUUUUGUUGCACUUGAUUUAACAAAGACAGUUCAUCUAGAGAAGCUGGAAUCACGAUGGGUUUGGGAUUGUGCAUUUACAUCCGACUCUAAAUAUCUUUUCACUUCAUCUGGUUGUCAGUUACGAUUAUGGAAUCUUGAGACUGAAGAAAUGGUACGGCAAUAUCAGGGUCACAGCAAAAUGAUUUCUUGUUUUUCAUUCCGCGAAGGUCGAUGUGUUUUUUAA